AUGGAAAGUAUCCAGGGCUGGUUAGAGAAAAUAUUUUACUUUUCUACCGAGCCGACUCAACUACCAGGCUCGGCGUACAGUCUGGUCGAGACGAAACCACCACUUCCCGUUAAAGUCGGUCAGUGUGGCGCGGCGACGAAGAUGGCGUCGAUCUACGACAUGGUGGAGCCGAUGUCGUAUCUGUGCGUGAGUGUGGUGAAGGCGCGGGACCUGCCCACCAUGGACAUCACCGGCGCGCUGGACCCGUACGUAGAGGUAAAGCUGGGAAACUUCAAGAGCGUGACGCGGCACCUAGAGAAGAACGCCAACCCGGUGUGGCGACAAAUGUUCACCUUCUCUGCCGCCCACCUGCAGUCCAACCAGCUUGAGGUUAUCGUCAGGCACAAGGAUGUUCUUCGUGCCGACUUUGUUGGCCGCGUCGUCUUCGACAUGUCCGACAUCCCCAGCUGCAUCCCACCUGACAGCCAGUUGGCCCCGCAAUGGUACCACCUUUCCGAUGCCCACGGCGAGAGGUUCCCCCAUGGCAAUAGCCUCGGCGAGAUUAUGCUCGCCGUUUGGCUUGGCACGCAGCCUGAGGAGACCUUCCUAGAGGCGUGGCACUCAGGUACGCACUCCCUCUCCCGAGAGAGGCUCAUGAACACGCGCUCCAAGGUGUACUACUCCCCCAAGCUCAUCUACCUCAAGGUCUUCAUCAUCACGGCGCAAGACCUCUUCGGCGCUGACAAGGACCGACCGCUGGCGGCGGCCAUCGCCAAGAUCCAGAUUGGCAACCAGAUAAGGAGGACACGGCCGGGGCAACUGCAGGGGUCGGCGAACCCGGCGUGGAACGAGGAGUUCAUGUUCGUGGUUAGCGAGCCAUUUGAGGACCCCCUGGUUGUGACGGUGGAGGAGAAGGUUGUCGCCGGGAGGGACGAGCCAAUCAGCCGUGUUAUCAUCCCUGUGGCCUCCCCGUAUGUGCCGCGCAACGGCCUGGUCAAGUCGGUGCCGUCAAAAUGGUUCACCCUAUUGCGCCGCAUGACGGUGGAUGAGGCAGCGGCGGACGUCACGACGGGGAUCAAGCACCGAGAGCACUCCAAGACGUUCACCAGCAAGAUCCAGCUUAGGAUGAGCCUGGAGACGGCGUACCACGUGCUGGACGAGUCAACGUGCUACAUCAGCGACCUGCAUCCAGCGGCGAAACUCCGCAAGAGCGCCAUUGGCAUCCUGAAGGUGGAGAUCCUGGGCGCUCGUGACCUGGCCGUGGGCGUGGAGAACCCGUACGUGGUCGCCAAGUACGGCAGGAAGUGGGUGCGCACACGCACUCUCCUCAACACCACCGCGCCGCAGUGGAACGAGCAGCACACCUGGGAUGUGUUCGACGUCAGCACGGUCAUCACCAUCGCAGUCUUCAACGACUCCCACGGCGUUGCCAAUGACCAGAGGAUCGGCAAAGUGCGCAUUCGCGUCGCCACCCUCGAGACGGAUCGCAUGUACACCCAGUACUAUCCUCUCAUGGUGCUUACCCCGUCCGGGCUGAAGAAGAUGGGGCAGCUCCAUCUUGCAGUCCGCUUCACCUGCAAGUCUUGGCCCAAAAUGCUGGCCAUGUACGGCAAACCACUGCUUCCCGAAUUGCACCACACCAACCCCAUCCCCGCGCCACAGAUGGACUACCUCCGGUUUAAGGCCAUGGAGAUGGUGGCCUCGCGGUUGGGCAGGGCCCAGCACCCACUGCGGAGGGAGGUGGUGGAGUCCAUGCUCGACUUCGACAACCGCACCUACAUGUUCAGCCUGCGACGGAGCAAGGCCAACUUCUACCGGAUCACCUUGCUCUUCUCUGGCGGCGUCGCGGUCGCCAAAUGGUUGGACGGCAUCUGCAAGUGGAAGAACCCACCGACGACGAUUUUGGUGCACGUGGUGUUCCUGAAGCUGGUGUGCUGCCCGGAGUUGAUCUUACCCGUCGUGUUCCUGUGCAUGAUUAUUAUCGGGGCGUGGAACUACUUCAGGCGGCCACGGAGAGCUCCAAACAUAGACACGGUGCUGUCAUGCGUGGAGCUCGCGCACCCGAACGAGCUGGACGAGGAGUUCGAUGGACUGCAGCCACCGCACAUAGAUGCAAUGUUGCGGUGGUACAAUGAUGUGUCAUACCCGGACGAGCUGGACGAGGAAUUCGACACGUUCCCGACAUCCAAGCCAGAUGACAUCGUGAGGCUGAGGUAUGAGCGGCUGCGGAGCCUCUUUGGGAUGGUGCAGACGGUUGUCGGCGACCUGGCUGCGCAGGGGGAGCGCGCGCAGUUACUGCUCCGCUGGCACGACCCCAGGUUGACGCCCGUCUUCAUUGCGCUCUCACUGGUGAUGCCCGUCGUACUGUACCUGACGCCGUUCCGGGUGGUUGCCAUGGUGAUGGUGCUAUACUUCCUCCGGCCCCCGUGGUUCCGAGGCCGGACCAACCUGCUCCUCAACUUGUACAGUCGUCUGCCUUCCAGUGACGACGUGAUGCCAUAAGGGUUUUUGUUUCCUGCAAUGAGCGUGAGGAGUUAUUCUCUUUCUUUCUUCGUUUUGAUCGACUAUAUA
This is a messenger RNA of Triticum dicoccoides, 2550 nucleotides long. RefSeq names its product FT-interacting protein 7-like. The record is from RefSeq and is a predicted model, not a curated record. The transcript has 3 exons. NCBI's taxonomy places the organism in Eukaryota, Viridiplantae, Streptophyta, Magnoliopsida, Poales, Poaceae. The coding region runs from base 1 to 2481 and encodes 826 amino acids.